This is a messenger RNA of Cucurbitaria berberidis CBS 394.84, 615 nucleotides long. RefSeq names its product PEBP-like protein. The coding region runs from base 1 to 615 and encodes 204 amino acids. The transcript has a single exon. The record is from RefSeq and is a predicted model, not a curated record. NCBI's taxonomy places the organism in Eukaryota, Fungi, Ascomycota, Dothideomycetes, Pleosporales, Cucurbitariaceae.
AUGUUUCUACUCAAGGUACUGGAAUACUGCAUCGGCCGGCUUCUCUACCGACUUCGCGGGUACGACGAGCUCUGCUUCUUCAGAAGCCGCGCCUUCGCACAGCACGCAAAACCAAACAUCACCAUCACAUCACCCGACUGCGGCAACUCUGGCGCAAAGCUAAGCAAUGACUUUUCAAAGUUUGGCAUUGGCCGCUUCCCAUCUCUGCAAUGGGAACGCGCCGGCCCCGACGUAAAGCAGUACCUCAUUCUAACCGAAGACCCGGAUGCGCCAUUGCGGAAGCCGAAUGUGCACGGCAUCUAUCUCUUCAUCCCGCCAACUGUCACAUCUAUCACUAACGAUGACCUCAAACUCGUUGACGAUGUCGAUGGUGUGAAAACGGUUCAGGCUGGAUAUCGCGUUGGCAAGAAUCGGCGUAAUGCUGUGUAUGUUCUUCCACGGCCGCCGCUGGGUCAUGGGCCACACCGAUAUUUCUUCGAGGUUGUAGCACUAAGUGAAUGCUUGGAUCCGGGGAUGAUCAGCAAGGUGCCGACAAAGGAUGAGCUGGAAGAGGCGAUCGUCGGAAAGGUUGUAGGGUGGGGGUUGUGGGAGGCGACGUAUGAGCAGAAGUGGUAG